GGCCCUGCCUGCUUGGAAACACAUUAUUCCCCCCUGCGAGCCGUCCGGCGGAUCAUGUGCAUUCCCAUAGUCUCUUGAAAUCGUCGUUGUAGCAAGUCUAUGUGAUUCUCAGUUGUGCUCAUGAGCCUGCUAGGUGGCUACAAGAAAAAGAGCAGUUACGAUGGCUACGAAUCUUUGCAGCUGGUCGAUAGCAGCGGAGACUUCAGUACCGGGGGACGAAGCGGCGGCGGAGGUGGAGGCGGUUUGACGGCGGUGACCCUCGGCAGCGUCAAGACAGGCCCCGCGCGACAGGACGACUACAGCACCAUGGACAGCUCAGGCCCUCCGUCUCCAGAUAUGGACGGGAACUAUGGAGGGGGGCUUCUGGAUAUGGUGAAAGGAGGUGCUGGAAAGUUCUUCAGUAACAUCAAGGACAACCUCAAAGACACCAUCAAAGACACCUCCACCAAGGUUAUGAACCAAGUGGCCACGUAUACAAAAGGGGAGUUGGACAUUGCCUACAUCACCUCACGUAUUAUCGUGAUGUCAUAUCCUGCUGAGGCGGUGGAGAUGGGCUACAGGAACCACACAGAGGAUAUCCGCUCUUUUCUGGACUCACGGCAUGCCGACCACUACACUGUUUUCAACCUGUCACAGAGGAACUAUCGAGGGGCCAAGUUCUCCAACAGAGUUUCUGAAUGCAAUUGGCCAUCCAGACAGGCUCCAAGUCUUCACAACCUAUUUGCCGUGUGUAAGAAUAUGUACAACUGGCUCAAGCAAAACCCCAAGAAUGUGUGUGUAAUCACCUGCUCGGAUGGCAGAGCUCCUUCAGGCGUGCUGGUCUGUGCCAUGUUCUGUUUCUGCCAUCUUUUCGCCAACCCGGUGCCAGCCAUGCAGCUUCUCAGCGCCAAGAGGCCUGGAUCUGGCCUGUGGCCCUCCCAUAGGAGGUACAUAGGUUAUGUAUGCAGUUUAGUCUCAGAGAAGCCCACCGUACCCCACUCCAAACCACUAGUUAUUAAAACUGUCACAAUCAGUCCUGUUCCCUGCUUCAACAAACAGCGCAGUGGCUGUCGGCCAUUUUGUGAUGUACUAAUUGGCGAGACCAAGAUAUUUUCUACAGCUCAGGAGUACGAGAGAAUGAGAGAACACAGGAUUCAGGAGGGAAAAGUAGUGUUUCCUGUAGGAGUGAGCGCACAAGGAGACGUGGUGAUUUCAGUCUACCACAUGCGCUCUCAUGCACUUCAGGCCAAGGUAACAAACACCCAGAUAUUCCAGAUUCAGUUCCACACUGGUUUCAUUGCCCCUGGCAGCACAGUCUUAAAGUUCAUGAAGACAGAGCUGGAUGCCUGUGAUUCUCCAGAGAAAUACCCACAGCUGUUUCAUGUGCUGAUAGACAUCGAGGUUGAAAGCACAGAGAAACAGAAAGAUCUCACUCCACCAUGGGAACAGUUUCCCACCAAAGACUUGAGCCCCAAUGUGCUCUUCUCCUGCCAUCAGGAACACCAGGACGCACUUGCUAUUGCAGAUCCCGCUCAGGGCCAUAGCAGUUGCGGAGGCAGAGUGGGGCCGAAUGAAGAGAGCGAACCAUCUGAUGAUGAGAUGCUGUCCCUUUCUAGCCAGCAGAGCAACGCGAGUAAUGAGAAAUCAAAAGCAGCUAAAAGGCCAGAGCCGCAGGCUGCAGCGCCGCCUCAUCCAGCAGCUGAGGAAGUGGAUCUUCUGGGUCUGGAUGGAGACGCUGCUAAAAUUCCUCCAUCCUCCCCUCAACCCCCGGCCAGCAACACCACAACAGACCUGCUGGGGGAUCUGUUUGGAGCUCCACCAACACCACAGCCAGCCAGCUGUCCAGGCUCUGCUCAGUCCACGCCGCGGAGAUCCGCACCGUCCUCCUCACCCGGGCCUUCACCCAGAUCUGGAAACACUUUCGACCCUUUCGGGUCUGGGCCCGCUCCUGCCCCUAAGCCACAGGACUUCAUGGGGGCGUUCCUGGGUCCAGGUAAUAUGGGGCAGCCAGACCCCUUCCUGCAUGCUGCACGAUCUCCGUCUCCUACAAUGCAGAACAUGGGCAUGGGUCGCAGCUCACCUGUUCCUCCCUCAACUCCCACUGUCAACAUCCAGCAGCAGAACUCAACAGGAGCCUGGGAAUGGAACAAACCAGCGCCUGCAGGUGGAGGUUUUGGGAUGGGCAGUAAAUCAGCCAGUACUAGUCCAACCAGCUCAGCCCAUGGAACACCCACCCACCAGACCAAACCUAACACUCUCGACCCUUUUGCUGAUCUGGGCAACCUGGGAACAGGCCUUGGGGGAGGUGGUUCAGGAUUCUCCAGCAAACCCACAACACCGACUGGAACUGGAGGAGCAUUUCCACCAAUGGGCUCCCCCCAGCGUCCCGCACCCUCUCCCCAGCACACCGCGUCUGGAGGCUGGCAUCCCAACACCGGCUUCCCCUCGUGGCAGGCUGGAGGGGGAGCUCAGUGGCAGCCGCAGGCUCAGGGGACUCCAACUAAAGCACCCGCAGCAUCCAUGCCGCACACUUCACCGCAGAACAGACCCAACUACAACGUCAGCUUCUCUGCAAUGAGUGGAGCAUCGCCUGGAGCCGCUGGGCCAAAAGCACAGCCUAAUAUGGGAACCAGACCAAAGGUUUCAGAUGCUAACUUUGAUGACCUGCUCUCAGGCCAGGGCUUUGCUGGCGGUAAAGAGAGGAAGGGACCAAAAACCAUAGCAGAAAUGAGAAAAGAGGAGAUGGCAAAAGAAAUGGACCCAGAGAAACUCAAGAUCUUGGACUGGAUUGAAGGGAAGGAGAGGAACAUUCGAGCUCUGCUGUCCACCAUGCACACAGUGCUUUGGGAAGGGGAGACGCGCUGGAAACCUGUAGGCAUGGCUGACCUCGUCACACCAGAACAGGUCAAGAAGGUCUACCGCAAAGCUGUGCUGGUAGUUCAUCCUGACAAGGCUACUGGACAGCCCUACGAACAAUAUGCCAAGAUGAUUUUUAUGGAACUAAAUGAUGCCUGGUCGGAAUUUGAGAGCCAAGGACUGAAAGCUCUGUACUAAGACUUGCUGUAAAUGAUCACAACCAGUCAGCAGUUCCUGCCCACUUUAGACACCCUGCAACCCAGCAGUCCUUGAAAUGCUCCUUUGUUAUCUCUCCCACCUCCAGGACCCCUUGCUUCAUAGAGACGUCAGAGCUUACAUCUACAGUAUAGUUGUGUGUAUCUCUCCAUCCAUCCAUGUAUCAGGUUGGAUCAUGCCCUAGGCCAACAUAUCUACUGUACCAGAAGACUGCUGUUGGGGAAAGUAGCAUUCAGGUUUGUCUUAAAGUCUUUAUUUGUGUUUUCCCAGGACUCGCCAGCAUAACAAAGUUCAGAAUUUGUCGUUACUCAUCUGUGAGUUUUUUUCUUUGAACAAUAUCAGUCAAGAAAGUCGUCAAACAAUGUCUGGUAGGAGCUUUCAGAUGAGUUUUUGAUUUAGUGCUGAGGAAACAUCUUCCAAGAAAAAAAAAUGUGUGUAGACACUCCAGGAUUCUGCAAAACAACCCAUAUAAUCUGGAUUCAAUCAUACAGCAUUUCAGUCAAUACCUGUUAUGGGUGUUAAUGAUUAAAGGGAUAGUUCCCCCAAAAAUGAAAAUGUGCUGUUUAGCUGAAACUGCGAUUCUUUGUGACCCGUAAAAUACAAAUCAAUGUAGACUAGCACUUUGAGAGGAAAAAUAAAACAGAUACAAACAAAACUAAAUUAAUCCACAUGGGUCUUGAUGAUAUAUUAAGGUCUUACGAACUAAAGUGGUCAUUUUUACCCUUUACAUUUUAAGAUUACACACUGCAAAUAAUGAAAAACUCUUACUUAGAGUUUUAGUUUCUAGUCCAAAUUUCUAAAAAGAAACAUUUUCUAGACAACAAAAAAAUAUUGUCUUGUUUUUAGAAAUAUUAAUCCAACUAGAAUCGAAUGGAAAAGUUUUUUCUAAAAACAAGCAAAAUAAUCUGCUAAUGGGGUAAGUAAAAUAGUCCUGUUUUCGCCUUAAAAUGCCUACUGUAUUGGCAGAUUAUUUAGCUUAUUUUAAGAAAAAACUCACUUCAUUUUGACAGUAUUUUUGAAAACAAGACUUGUUUUGCUUGUCUAGAAAAUGCUUAUUAACAAUUUCUAGAUAUUUGGACUAGAAAGAAGACAACACUGGAAGUAAGAAACAUUUUUGCAGUGCAGCAGUCUAUAGCAAAAAUUACUGACUCAUAAUGACGUACAGCCUGUGUCACUGUGGACUCAUAUGUGAGCUGAUUUUGUUAGUUUACAAUGGAGAGGGAAGACACCUAAUGUCCAUCAAAACUGAUUUUUCUUGGCUUAUCCUGAAUUAUGAUCACAUUCUCAGUCUACAUUUAAGUUCAAGGACAAAUUUCAGUUUCGCAAGUUUCGCGAAUUUGAAGGCCAAAUGGAACACCAUUUGUUGAGCCAAACGAACCACAUAAUGAAUUAAAGUAAAUGGUAUAUGCGAUAGUCACUUUGAGGAAGUAACAUUUAUGGUCAUGUGACCCAGGUUGAUGAGUCAUCACAGUUAAUUUUGAAGCUAGAUAUGGCAGGAGAGUUUGAGUUAAUGUAUAUAUAACAUAUUAAUCUAUAUAGUUUAGACCAGGGGUCACCAAACUUGUUCCUGGAGGACCGGUGUCCUGCAGAUUUUAGCUCCAACCCUAAUCAAACACACCUGAAUAAGCUAAUCAAGGUCUAACUAGGUAUUCUUGAAACAAUUAAGCAGGUGUGUUGAGGCAAGUUGGAGCUAAACCCUGCAGGGACACCGGCCCUCCAGGACCGUGAUUGGUGACCCCUGGUUUAGACCUUUU
Molecule: messenger RNA, 4805 nt
Organism: Danio aesculapii
Lineage: Eukaryota; Metazoa; Chordata; Actinopteri; Cypriniformes; Danionidae
Gene: dnajc6
Product: DnaJ (Hsp40) homolog, subfamily C, member 6
Exons: 18
Coding region: 121-3033 (970 amino acids)
Biological process (GO): dephosphorylation
Cellular component (GO): cytosol
Molecular function (GO): phosphatidylinositol-3,4,5-trisphosphate 3-phosphatase activity
Source: RefSeq, a predicted model, not a curated record